This is a messenger RNA of Mesorhabditis spiculigera, 543 nucleotides long. Lineage: Eukaryota; Metazoa; Nematoda; Chromadorea; Rhabditida; Rhabditidae. The record is from the annotation of a GenBank genome assembly.
AUGGGACCUACGCUUAUUCUCCGAGCUAUGGAGGAUAUUACUACGGAAGCUCUGCGCACCGCACCAACCAAGCCAGAGCUUUGUUCUUUGUCCCGGCGUCCUAUUCCUACCGUAAUGUAUGAGACGAAGAUUCCAAAACCCAGUCGUAUCGAUAUACUGUAUUACAACGGAUCGCCGAAUCAGCUGCCCGAAAAAAAGGGCGUGGUAUUAAAUACAUUUGCAUCGGGCAGCUGGAGGCUAGAAGACCGAGCCGAAUUUAUGCCGAUUGAUGAUUGGAGAAUCUUUGAUCUGACGAUGAAGCCAGAAAAGGGAAAACUGAAAAUUUUCAUCAACAAUUUCGAGUUUGCCACCUAUGAGGAGAAUCGUGAACUAAAAAGCAGCACACACUUCGCGAUUCAGGGGGAUGUCGAGAUUUUAAGUUCCCCAUAUUUAACAAGAGCUAUUCCGCAGGUGCAAAAAUAUUCCUCUAAUGCCACGUUGUACCUCGAAGUCCGAAAAUUGCAUGAUCACUAUCGGGGAUGGAGACGCAGCUCCGGUACAUGC